AUGAUCCGACGUACCUUCUCCCGUAUUACUCGCAUGGACUUCCAAAUACUCUAUGGGGCCUACGUCAGACCGCUCCUGGAGUACGCCAACCAAGUUGUCUACUCAGGACGUACGAAAGACGUUACCCUCAUUGAGCGUGUCCAGCGGGCCACCACUAGUAUGGUUGCCGGCCUCAAAUCCGUGGACUACAAAACGCGUCUCGCGAUGCUUGAUCUCUUUCCCCUGGAGUACCGUCGCCUCCGAGGGGACCUAAUUCUUACUUACGCCCUGUUUGAACAACGCUUGGCAAGGAGGUUUCUUACCGUUCACCCAGCAAACACCCGGCGGGGGCAUAGUAAGAAAAUUUUCAAGCUCAGGGCACACACAUUCAUUGGGCAAAAAUUUUUUUCAUUUCGGGAAGUAGCUGCGUGGAAUGAUCUUCCCCCGACGGUUGUCCACGCUCCUUUCAUGCGAAUCCUCGCGCUGGCGAGCAUACUUCCCCGCGCUGAGAACAUAAACAGCAGUGCUACACCCUUUUUUCACUUGUGCUUUUCAGGUGAACGACAGCCACUGACCGACAAGAACAAAACCGACCCGGGAAACUUGGGCAAAAGCCUCGAUCCUUACAUUUUGGUUACCGGCGGCGUCAUCAGUGGCAUUGGGAAGGGGAUCAUUUCGAGCAGCAUGGGGACGAUUUUAAAGGCUUAUGGAUGGAAUGUGACUUGCAUCAAAAUUGAUCCUUACUUGAACAUCGAUGCUGGCACAUUUUCGCCUUAUGAACAUGGCGAAGUUUACGUUUUAGACGAUGGAAACGAGGUUGAUCUGGACCUGGGAAACUAUGAACGCUUUUUGGAUAUUACACUCACCAAGGACAACAAUAUAACCGCGGGAAAAAUAUAUCAGCGCGUAAUCAAGAAGGAGCGUCAGGGUGACUACUUAGGCAAAACCGUCCAGGUAGUUCCACACGUAACGGAUACAAUAAUGGAGUGGGUUGCUGAUGUAGCCAAGAUUCCUGUUGAUGAAAGCGGCCAGAUCCCCGAGGUGUGUAUCAUCGAACUCGGUGGUACUAUUGGUGAUAUCGAGUCCAUGCCCUUUGUGGAAGCAUUCCGGCAGAUGUUGUUCCGUGUGGGUAGUACAAAUUUUUGCUGUGUACACGUUAGUCUCGUGCCUAUGUUGUCUACAGUGGGAGAACCGAAGACAAAACCAACUCAAGCCUCUGUGCGUGAGGUACGAGCGUGUGGAUUGCACCCGGACCUGCUCAUGUGUCGGUGUACCUCUGCCCUAUCGCAGAGUGUUGUAGAAAAAAUAAGCCUCUUCAGCCAGGUUCCAGUAGACCAUGUGAUCGCUGUCACUGACUCCACUCACCUGUACGAAGUUCCACUGAUGUUGGACAAACAGCGUGUAUGCAGCAUUCUCCUCGAACAUUUCCGGUUGAGUCCGAAGCCUCAGAUCGAGUACCCUGUCUUGGGCAAAUGGAAGGCGCUGACUCGUCGCCUGAAGCAAGCUUCACACCCGGUUCGUGUUGCUGUUGUGGGCAAAUACACCAAACUCAACGAUGCCUACAUUUCACUACUAAAAGCUUUGCAACACGCAGCCAUUUACACUGAUUGUAAGAUGGAAAUCGAGCUUGUCUGUUGCGAAAAUCUCGAGGAACAGGUUCGGCUUUCUAAUCCAGAUCAGUUUCAUCAAGCCUGGUUGUCUGUUAGUAGCGCCGAUGCUGUGGUCGUCCCCGGUGGAUUCGGCCCCCGCGGUUUGGAGGGGAAACUUGAGGCCAUACGAUUUUGUCGGGAGCGUGGAGUUCCGUUUCUCGGUCUUUGUCUCGGGCUACAAUGUGCCGUCAUAGAAUUUGCUCGUAAUGUGUUGGGGUGGAAGGAUGCCAAUUCUACCGAAUUCGAUCCCCAGACAAAACAUCCUGUAGUGAUUGAUAUGCCUGAGUUCAAUCCCGGUCAAAUGGGCGGUACAAUGCGCUUGGGUCGCCGGCGUACAUCGUUGUACUUCUCAUCAACAGCUGAUACCUACAUAGGUCGCACUUAUGGCAGAUCUGGAUUACCCAUUACCGGUGCUGGAGAUUCAGCCGCCUCUAGGCCCUCUGACAGUGUCGUUCAUCGCUUGAUUAACUCUCCAUUCUUUGAUGCUCGCCAUCGUCAUCGUUACGAAGUCAAUCCAGACAUUGUGGACGAACUUGAGAGUGCUGGCCUGAUUGUUGUUGGUCGUGAUGCUGACGUCGGUAAUCGGAUGGAAGUUAUAGAGCUGUUGCGCCCUCUUCCUUACGGAAAGCUUAGUCGUGACAGAUCUCAGAGCAUUGACGCAUGUUCUCCAGUCAAAGAUGAUCCAAUUCCUUCCAACUGCGGCUCCAUUCGUCAUCCGUACUUCGUAGCUACACAGUUUCAUCCCGAAUACACGAGCAGGCCAGCGCACCCAUCUCUGUUCUUUGUCGGUCUUGUGUUGGCAGCAAGUGGGCAGCUCGAACGUUACUUGCGCAAUCCGUUCCGUUUGAGCCCAACAGCAUUGCUCAGUGAGAUCGGUGAUCACCCUUCCUCCGCAGCAUUCAGCUCAAGCUCCAAGCAGACACUUCAGGAAAGCGCCUCGAAAUCUACCAUUUCUAGUCAAACUGAGACUGCUCUCUACAAUCAUGUACUUGAUACCCGGUUCAUCGGGGCUCCCGGAGAUGAUGGAUUAGCUGAAACAAUGAACAAAGUAGCCGAUUUUCACAUCGGAGACGAGUAGUUGGUGAAACUGGCCUGUUAGAUAAACACCCACGGGAAGCUCUUCCAUUGUUACAAAUGGUGCUGACUUUCAUCAGAAUGCAUUUACAAUCCUUGAGUUUAAAUGCACUUUUCGAGCUUCUUGCCUGUAUUAUUGAGAUUAUCAUGUGUUUUUAUACAUCUGUCUAUUGGUUCUGAUCACGGAUUCUAUUUCUGCUGAUGGGUAGACCACUGGGUUUGUCUGUUUGCUUGUGCAGAGCUAAACUACACGUCCGGCACUGUUUGACUCUUCUCUCAUUCAUGGUGUUUAUUUAUUUGGACUGAG
Molecule: messenger RNA, 3009 nt
Organism: Opisthorchis viverrini
Lineage: Eukaryota; Metazoa; Platyhelminthes; Trematoda; Opisthorchiida; Opisthorchiidae
Exons: 9
Coding region: 1-2706 (901 amino acids)
Biological process (GO): pyrimidine nucleobase biosynthetic process; CTP biosynthetic process
Cellular component (GO): cytoplasm; cytoophidium
Molecular function (GO): identical protein binding; CTP synthase activity
Source: RefSeq, a predicted model, not a curated record